CUGAAAGCCUCGGAAGUCCCCUGGAGCCUGGAUGCCGUGGUCACGUCACCACGAACUGUUGAGCCUCACAGCCCGUCCUUAUGAUAGCUGCAUUCCUUAACCUCAGCCUCGUCUCUUCACACAUCACCGUGAGAGAGCUUGUACAACAACAAUAACCUCCGCAAAAUGCCCCUGCCAUGACGUCCAGAUCCUCGCCGUCGCGCCCCUCCGUCCGCCCCCUCCACCUCACCAUCCGCUUCUCUACAUCGCAGCCAGAUCUCGACCUCGAAAUCCCCUCCCCCCCGACCACUACCGUCCUCGCUCUCAAGCACCUCCUACGCUCGCGCCUCAGCUCACGUUCCCGCCUGCGCCUGAUUUACCAGGGCCGCCUUCUCCCCGACGCUUCAGCCCUCAGUUCCGUCCUCAGGCCGCCGCCGCCGCCGCCACCAUCAGAUGAUCCGAAGGGCAAGGGGAAGGCUGUCGAUGGCCCGCCAGUUGCGCGCGUCUAUGUGAACUGCUCUAUUGGCGAUGAGCUAUCCAGCGAGGAACUUGCGUUGGAGGAGGCUUCCGCGGCCAAACCUCCCGAGGAUUCUCAAGCCGACAGCUCUAAGCCAACGACGUCAACCAGGCCGCGCCCGAGAGGCUUCGAUCGGCUGCUCCAGUCGGGAUUCACGGCCUCUGAGAUCUCGACUCUGCGCACCCAGUUCGCAUCUAUCCACACCGCACGCUACACUCCAGACUCGAUGCCCUCCCCUGAUACCCUGCGUAACCUCGAAGACUCGUGGAUCGACAACAACGCCAGCGGCAUUCCUUCAGAAUCCAACCCUCUCGAAGAUGAAUACACCGGCCUAGCGUCCGUAUUGGAGAUUCUGUUCCGUGCCAUGCUAGUCGGCUUCUUCUUCCCGCUCGGCAGUUUGACUUGGCUAUUACGUGAAGAGGGCAUCUGGAGUAAGCGGUGGCAGAUAUUCGUGGGUUUUGGCGUCGUCUUUAGCUUGAGUAUUGGUUUCAUCAUGGGAAUAUCGGGUGAUCGGACGUGACUGCCAUGAUUCUAGGCUUUGUAACAUGUAACAUUGACGGGUAGAAAGGUGUCUGGCGUUUACAUGGGGACUCUACAAGGGAUAUCGCGGGCUUUCAUAGAUUCCAUUUCGGGAACUCCCGACUACCGUCUCAAGCCUCGGGAUGCAACUCAAACAUCGUCUCCCACGCGCCAGAACUCCCUAGUCUGUGAUGGUAUAAAAAGCAACAACCAGCCAUGCCAAUUUUUUUAAUUACCGCCAUCCUCCUACAUUCCAGCAACUUACAAGUACAAGCUCUGGGCGGCGACAAUGUCCCUGCGGAUCUUGGAAAGACUAUCCUCGAACUUCUUGGUCAAGUCGUCGUUGCCCAUGACCUUGGCGGCCUGAGCCAUCUGUCGCAGCAGCUCCUCCAGUCGGCGGAAGAGACGGAUCAACGAGCCUUCAUAGGUGUUUGUCAUUUUGCUAUGCAAGUUAGC
This is a messenger RNA of Ilyonectria robusta, 1471 nucleotides long. RefSeq names its product DUF2407 C-terminal domain-containing protein. The transcript has a single exon. Bases 177 to 1016 code for a protein of 279 amino acids. The record is from RefSeq and is a predicted model, not a curated record. Gene Ontology annotation, biological process: protein processing. Gene Ontology annotation, cellular component: endoplasmic reticulum; Dsc E3 ubiquitin ligase complex. Gene Ontology annotation, molecular function: protein binding. NCBI's taxonomy places the organism in Eukaryota, Fungi, Ascomycota, Sordariomycetes, Hypocreales, Nectriaceae.